This is a messenger RNA of Gadus chalcogrammus (walleye pollock), 324 nucleotides long. Its product is annotated as cocaine- and amphetamine-regulated transcript protein-like. The transcript is spliced from 3 exons. The record is from RefSeq and is a predicted model, not a curated record. NCBI's taxonomy places the organism in Eukaryota, Metazoa, Chordata, Actinopteri, Gadiformes, Gadidae. Gene Ontology annotation, biological process: G protein-coupled receptor signaling pathway; adult feeding behavior; cellular response to starvation. Gene Ontology annotation, molecular function: neuropeptide hormone activity. The coding region runs from base 1 to 324 and encodes 107 amino acids.
AUGACCAGCGCCUGCAUGCUCCUCCUGGCCGCCGGCUGCUUCUGGGCCUCCCUGCUGGGGGCCCGCGGGGACGAGGCCUCCUUCGAGACCCGCGCCCUGGACUACCCCUCCAAGACCCAGGAGGAGAAGGAGCUGAUUGAAGCUUUGCAAGAGGUUCUGGAGAAACUCCGCAGCAAAGAGAUGCCUUCAGAGAAGAAGCUGGGCUGGCUCCCUUCGUGUGCCGCUGGGGAGCCAUGCGCCGUGCGUAAAGGUGCUCGAAUCGGCACGCUGUGCGGGUGCACGCGGGGGACCGCAUGCAACUUCUACGUCCUCAAGUGUUUGUGA